Molecule: messenger RNA, 450 nt
Organism: Vicugna pacos (alpaca)
Lineage: Eukaryota; Metazoa; Chordata; Mammalia; Artiodactyla; Camelidae
Source: RefSeq, a predicted model, not a curated record
AUGGGCUCGCUGAGAGCAGUCAGUUCGAAGCCCAGCACAAAUGCACAUGUUCCUAUAAGAGGUUUCAUUUUGGAGAAGCUCAACCACGUGGAUGGGGUGCACAUCUUCCCAGAAGGGAAAGUGAACAUGAGCUCCAAGUUCCGCUUCAAGUGGGGCAUCAGACGCCCGAGUGCCGAACGUCAUCUCAACCCCGUCAUUCUGCAGCUGUGGCAUGUUGAAAUGAAUGAUGCCCUUCCUCACAGCCCGCCCUACCUCCCCUGCUUUGGACAGAAAAUCCCUGUGCUAAUUGGGAAGCCCUUCAGUACGCUACCCGGGCUCGAGUGGCUCCGGGCAGAGAACAAGACAGCUGUGGAGAUACUCAAAGCCCCAGCUGACUUCAUUCGGGAGGAAUUCCAGCAUCUGAAGACCCAGGCAGAGCAGCUCCCCAAACACCUGCAGCCUGAGAGAUAG